AUGAGUCCCCCUAUCCUGCCUUCAGAUUCUGCUAGUCUUUGGGGCAUUCUCUUCUCCGUCUUAUCAGAACGACCUCAUCGUCGGCGACUAGUGCAAUUCGCGACCUUAGACUCGGUUGUGAAACUCUUGCGUGACCGCUCUCGUAUUCAUGUUCACACUGGAGCCGGCAUCUCUGUCUCCUGUGGAAUUCCAGACUUCAGAUCCCGAGAUGGGGUGCAGGCACGACUUGCAAGAGAUUAUCCUGAUUUGAAAAGCCCCCAAGACAUGUUUGACAUGGAAUUCUUCAUGAAGGGGAAUCCUUACCCCUUCUUCAAAUUUGCACGAGAACUAUUCCCCGGUCAGUUCAAGCCCUCGUUUGAGCAUCGAUUCAUCAAGUUACUGGAAAGGAAGGGCAAACUUCUUCGCAACUACACACAAAAUAUCGAUGCGCUGGAACAGGCCGCUGGAAUCACGUGGGUCAUUCAGUGUCAUGGAUCCUUCGCUACGGCAAGCUGUGAAUCUUGUCAGUACCAGGUACCAGGUGAGGCUGUUCGUGAAGCAAUAAUGAGCCAGCGUGUUCCCCGCUGUCCUCGAUGCUGUCCCGACCAGGGCCUGAGUGGCUCACCCGUGCAAACCACCCCCACGACCAGUCCCGCGGCGUCGACAUCCUCCGGCUUAAUGAAGCCGAACAUUGUGUUCUUCGGUGAGGGUCUUCCUUACGAGUUCCACACAUACCUCGAAGAGGAUGUCCACCACGCCGAUCUCAUUCUCGUCAUUGGAUCCUCCCUCACAGUUGAACCUGUCUCCCUCAUACCACGUGAGCUGGCUGCUUUAACUCCCUUCCACGAAUGA
Mesocestoides corti is the source of this 831-nucleotide messenger RNA. The record is from the annotation of a GenBank genome assembly. Lineage: Eukaryota; Metazoa; Platyhelminthes; Cestoda; Cyclophyllidea; Mesocestoididae.